Paramacrobiotus metropolitanus is the source of this 650-nucleotide messenger RNA. RefSeq lists its product as uncharacterized. The transcript has 2 exons. Lineage: Eukaryota; Metazoa; Tardigrada; Eutardigrada; Parachela; Macrobiotidae. The coding region runs from base 100 to 432 and encodes 110 amino acids. The record is from RefSeq and is a predicted model, not a curated record.
UCCACGAUAUUGCAUUCUCAAACGAUAUUCUGCCUCCACGAAAUUUGUCUGUUGAGGGUUGACUGAGUAUUAUUGUAGAUUCCGAAUUUCUGAGGCACCAUGUUUUCCGAGAAGAAGCGAGUCAGUUUAACUUUUGACUUGGGCAACCGGCGACGCUCCUUAUUGUUAGAGAAGCGGAGAGCUGCCUUUCAGAGAUUCCUCAUGAUCCGCAAGAUGCAAAUGCUGCGCUUCCGAUUUCAUUGGCUCGGCGUCAGUUUACGCGACCUGGAAGCCAUUUCCCUCUCGAAGUCGGAUGAUGCUGGGAGAGCUCGAUGUAUCUCGGAAACCGAACGACUGACCAACCGCAGAACCGCUGUCGCAAAAGAACUCAGUGUUUUGGUAUUGGUGCUGGUUUUAGACUGGAUGUACAAUCUGAUGAGCACGCUCCCAUAGGUAGACAUUCGUUAUGAGACUUUCGUGUUGUGUGUGUGUUGACCGUUUGGCUUCUGUUUGUAAUUUUACUGCUGUGCACAUGUAGUCAUGGUGCUCUGAAUUUUGGUAAAUUGAAUAGACUGCAUACUUUUUGUUUCUUGACUGCAUACUUUUACGUACAUACCGUAUGUCCGAAUUACUCGCUCCAUCGUUUAUUCGUUAUGUAUAGGUAACAUCUG